GUACGUACCAGUACCUCGCCCCCAUCAACCACGUUAGCAACCUAGUAAAUUACGGUGCAAGUGUUCUCAUUUAAGCUUCCCUCAAAUUGCUUAGGUAACAAAGGUUCAGAACUGGGCACAAAAACAAACAUUUACAACCUGGUCUAGCGUGCCCACUCACCCCUGUUCUGGGUACGUACCACGCACACCUUGCCGAUUGUCGCGAUGGCGGAGAGACAAGCAUCGAGCCGGCAACAACAGCCCCCCGGCGUGGCCCGAACACGACACGCCGCCGUGCCUUCUGCUAGCGUCCGUCGCAACCUCUUCCAGGGCCAGCUGACUCGCCGUCCGACGCUGCAGAACGGAACCAGCUCGUCCAGUUCUGGCGACAGCCGGCUGCAUCUGGAAGACGAUGCCCAGGGGUCUGAUAUCGUGGUCCGCGAUCAGAACGGCGAUGUGGAGCUAGACCUGCCCCCGACACCGCCAAUCGACGACAUGGAUGAGGUUGUACUGGAUUCGAGGCAGCAGAAUGAGAAGGAGCGACAACGGCUGGCAGACGUUGUGAGGCAUCAUCAGAUCAACCAGAAUAGCAUUCCGGUACAACCAGAGGAAAUAUUGGAGGCGGUACGAGCAAGUUUGAGAGCCAAGGUAGCUGCAUUGUCUGAGGAUAACUGGAUGUUUGAAAAGGAGGAUUUACUACCAAGACGCCAAUGAGCUCUUUUUCUCACGGGCAGAAAUUAUCAGUCGUCUAGCAUCUCUUUUUGAGCAUCGUCAUGAAUGGGUAUAAACUACAAUCAAGCAACAGCGUCAGCGCUUUUUCUGCGAAUAUAAAACCCCUCUAGUCUAAUCCCUCUGCAGCCGGUGCCUCCACCCGCCUCGCGGGCGGCUUCCUUGACGC
This is a messenger RNA of Pyricularia oryzae 70-15, 877 nucleotides long. RefSeq lists its product as uncharacterized. NCBI's taxonomy places the organism in Eukaryota, Fungi, Ascomycota, Sordariomycetes, Magnaporthales, Pyriculariaceae. The transcript has 3 exons. The record is from RefSeq and is a predicted model, not a curated record. Bases 205 to 693 code for a protein of 162 amino acids.